GUGAUUUUUACCACCAUCUGCCACUGCCAAUGUGAAAGGCUGCUGCUGCUCGUGAAAGGGGGUCCUUGGGAAUGGAUCCAGAAUCGCAGGACAGCGUACCAUGCAUCGAGGAAAUCGGAAUCUCGAGAGAGAGGCGAGAGAGAGGGGUAGAAGUGAGAGACGCUCUACGAGAUGGAGAAAGAGACCGAGAAGCUUUGUUGAGGUAUGUCCAGUCCAAGUCGCUGUUUGCCUUCCACAGUGAUGCCUGUGAUGAAAGAGAAAGGCAGAUGAAGCACAAGAUCUUGUCAGAGACCGACCUGCUGUUGUCCAAGGCGAGAUCUUUGCGCGCACUUGCCUCCCCGAGAAGGAGAUCCUUCUCCAGAAGCUGCAGGCCAGAUGGAAAGAGAGGGGGGAGGGGGGGAGAGAGCUCUCGGAGAAAAAAGAAACGAGAAAGAGAAAAGAGAAGGCAGACAGGAGGACGAGGAAAGGAAAAAAAAAAAUGGAAAGAAAGAAGGGAAUCAAAGCAGCCAGAUGGGGGAGGAGUGGGAUGGGGUAGUGCAAAUGCAGAUAAGUGAUAUGGGCAAAGACGAACAGUUCCAAGUUGAAGGAAAGGGGGAGGAAGCGAUAAACCUGUAAGUACUAUGCCUGUUGUUUGGACAAGUAGAUAUCUAAACGAGGUUGAACGCUGCAGGGGCAGGGAGGAGGGAGUAAACGAGAGGGCGAAGCUGGAGAGCACACGGAUGAUCGUGGCAGUGGCAGUAGCGGAGCAUUGAUGGUGCCCUCCUCGAGGAGAAUCGCCCCUGCAGAGUAACAAAGAGGUACAGCCAUAGCUAUAUCUCUACCGCCUUAAGUUGGAGCUUUGGAUCUCUUCUCUUCGCUCCUCUUCUCUCAGCUUCUACCAUUGCGGCUGUUUGCGAUUACUACAUAGGUAAACGGGGAGCGAUGGAGGGGAUAAGAUGGAAGACGCUGCUCUACUAGGAACUUGGGAGGAAAAAAAGCACACAAAAACAAAACAAAGGGUCAAGGCGUGGGGGCCCUCAUGCAAAUGCAUAACGUGCCAUAAGGCUCACGCCAGCCAAGGAAGAAAAAGAAUUUCUAUAUGCUCCGGCUUGGCACGGGGAUCGAACCCGGGAGCUACUGGAGCUUGAUUAGUGGGAGAUUAAUUGCUAGGUGGACGUCGUUAUCGUGGGACAAAGCACGAUUAUUUGAUUUUUUUUGGCACUAUAGAUGUAGAGUGGGGCGGAUUCUUUUAAGAUUAAGUUGGGCCCCUUAGAGCAUACCACUAUGUAGCUUCCCUUUGGGAAAUAAGAGAUUCUUUUAAGCAUUGGUACUA
Messenger RNA from Selaginella moellendorffii, 1312 nucleotides. RefSeq names its product ATP-dependent RNA helicase DeaD-like. The record is from RefSeq and is a predicted model, not a curated record. Lineage: Eukaryota; Viridiplantae; Streptophyta; Lycopodiopsida; Selaginellales; Selaginellaceae. Bases 72 to 554 code for a protein of 160 amino acids. The transcript has 3 exons.